Pogona vitticeps (central bearded dragon) is the source of this 2473-nucleotide messenger RNA. RefSeq names its product alkylglycerone phosphate synthase (gene AGPS). The record is from RefSeq and is a predicted model, not a curated record. Gene Ontology annotation, molecular function: FAD binding; alkylglycerone-phosphate synthase activity. Gene Ontology annotation, biological process: lipid biosynthetic process. NCBI's taxonomy places the organism in Eukaryota, Metazoa, Chordata, Lepidosauria, Squamata, Agamidae. Gene Ontology annotation, cellular component: peroxisome.
GUCGCGCGCAACCUUUCACCCGACGUCGCUGGACGGCGCCACACGGAAGUGCCAUGGCGGCGGCCGCGGGCGGCCGAGACGGUGGCGGUUUCCCGUCAGCGGCUCAGCGCAGGCUGCAGAUCCUCUCGGGCCACCUGAGGAGGAGCGCUCCGGGCGCAGACCUGUCCGCCGGUCCGUGCCGAGGGCGGGCAGGCACGCCGCUGACGACGACGCCGCCGCCGGCGGGAACUCGGCCACACACUUUCCCCAAGAGGCGGCAAGAAGUUUUAAAAUGGAAUGGAUGGGGAUACAAUGACUCAAGAUUCAUAUUCAAUAAGAAGGGGCAAGCAGAAUUCACUGGAAAAAGGUACCGGCUAGGUGGAGUUGUGUUCCCUCUUUUGAAAGAAUGGCUAGAGAAAAAUGUUGGCGGAAAUCUGGAGCAUAAAAGUAUCUCUAAAGCAUCCUUAAAUGUUAGUGAUGUACCUCCCUCCAUUGCAAGUGAAGAAUUUCUGCAAGAUCUCCAAGUUGCUAAAAUAACAUAUUCCCAAGAACCUGAAACUAGGGUAUUCAGAGCUCAUGGUCAUUGCCUACAUGAAAUAUUUUUGCUCAGGGAAGGAAUGUUUAAAAGAGUUCCUGAUGUAGUUGUUUGGCCAGAAUGUCAUGAUGAUGUAGUUAAAAUUGUGGAAAUAGCCUGCAAGCAUAAUGUUUGUAUUAUACCAUAUGGUGGAGGAACAAGUGUUUCUAGUGCUCUGGAGUGUCCUGAGGAUGAGAAAAGAACCAUUGUUUCAUUGGACACUUCACAGAUGAAUAGGAUUCACUGGAUAGAUGAGAAAAAUCUAACUGCUCAUGUUGAAGCUGGUAUUGCUGGACAAGACUUGGAAAGACAGCUGGGAGAAAGUGGGUACUGUACAGGCCACGAACCAGAUUCCAUGGAGUUCAGCACUCUCGGAGGAUGGGUGGCAACCCGAGCAUCAGGCAUGAAGAAAAACAUUUAUGGAAACAUUGAAGACCUGGUGGUUCAUAUUAAAAUGGUAACUCCAAGAGGUGUAAUACAAAAGAACUGUCAAGGACCGCGCAUGUCAACAGGACCUGACAUCCAUCAUUUCAUUUUAGGAUCUGAAGGAACCCUGGGAGUGGUAACAGAAGUUACUAUAAAAAUCCGACCAAUCCCUGAAUAUCAAAAGUAUGGCUCUGUAGUAUUUCCAAACUUCGAGAAAGGGGUGGCCUGCUUAAGAGAAAUAGCAAAGCAGCGAUGCGCGCCUGCAUCUAUUCGGCUUAUGGACAAUGAACAGUUUCAGUUUGGACAUGCUCUUAAACCACAGGUUUCUUCAAUUUUUACAUCACUUCUGGAUGGGUUGAAAAAAUUCUACAUAACAAAGUUCAAAGGAUUUGAUCCCAAUCAGUUAUGUGUUGCUACUUUGCUCUUUGAAGGUGACAGAGAAAAGGUUCUUCAGCAUGAGAAGCAAGUUUAUGAUAUUGCUGCCAAAUUUGGGGGUCUGGCAGCUGGAGAAGACAAUGGACAGAGAGGGUACAUGCUAACAUUUGUUAUUGCUUACCUUCGGGAUUUGGGCAUGGAUUAUUAUAUAAUAGGUGAAUCGUUUGAGACUUCUGUUCCCUGGGAUAGGGUUUUAGACCUCUGUAGAAAUGUAAAGGAACGAAUAGGAAGAGAAUGCAAAGAGAAAGGUGUCCAGUUUCCUCCUUUUGCAACUUGUCGGGUAACACAAACAUAUGAUGCAGGGGCAUGCGUCUAUUUUUACCUGGGCUUCAAUUACAGAGGAAUAAGUGACCCUGUUCGUGUUUAUGAAUAUAUAGAGAUGGCAGCUAGAGAAGAAAUCCUUGCUAAUGGAGGAAGCUUGUCACAUCAUCACGGAGUGGGCAAAUUGCGGAAACAGUGGCUGAAAGAGUGUGUCUCUGAUGUUGGCUUUGGGAUGCUGAAGUCAGUUAAGCAGUUUGUGGAUCCCAACAACAUCUUUGGAAACAGGAACCUUUUAUAACACUCCUUACUCUCCAAAUGGAAGCUAAAUAAUAGUACUAAUAAUGGUUUGAGUCGUCUCAUGGCUAUCCCAGUAUCCAAAUAUAGCAUGGACCCAGGUUCAAAGCCAUUUUCUUUCUUAUACCUAUUAUUUCUUGAAUUAAACACCAUCGGUUAUUCAUACUAGACUACUUUGGAUUGUUGCUAAACCUUUCACAUACCACCAGUCCAAAAUAUUAAGGUCAGUGCAGUUGAUAACCUAUUUGGAUUGCUUUCUGCUGCAGUACAAGAAUGUCCAAGAGUGAUUUCUUUGUCAUAAGAGCCCCGUUGAUACACUUCUGGAAAGCAGAUGAAAAAUAGGAUAAAAUUUAGAUAAGGUAGCAUUUUUAACUGAAGGUUAAGUAAAUGAAGGAAUGCCAUGCUGCAGUGAAAUACAAAAACCAUAAAUUUUUGUCGUCAAAAUGGUCAUGUGUCCCAUCGGUUGUUAUUGGGAAAUACAAUAAAACAAUGUUUUAAACUGCA